AUGCCAAUGUAUGCUGCUGUAAAAGAUAUUGGCCCUCUAGAUAGGGAGAAAGCAAUAAGAGUAAAGUGUGUUAGAUGUUAUGAAAUAGCUGAAAAUAGAGGCUCUACAGAGAUAAAGAGUCAAGAAGUUUUGGUCUGCGAUGAAGAGGGAACCUUCAUUCAUUUGAAUAUGCAAAACAAUGAUGUAAAGGCAAUCAAAUCCAAAGGUUUUCCUACUAAAAUGUUUCAGCUAAAAAGCUAUGACUCUUUGAAAGACCCUACUCAAGUCAAUCACAAGGUGCUGUUUGGCAGAGUGGUCGAGAUCCAUGCUCCUGUUGAAAAAAUCAUAGGAGGUAGACCAUCCAAACUACUAGACUUUAAAAUGGCUGACAAUGAGGGAAAUACCUUACAGUGCACUGUGUGGGACAGUCAUGUUGGUGCCAUGCUACCAUACUAUGAUGCAGGUCUUAAAGAACCACUAAUUUUGGUUUUUCAGCUUUGUCGGGCAAAGGUGGUCAAUGAAUCACUAGCUGCUAUGAUGCUACCCAACUUCAUUUCAAUGCAUCUUACUAGGAAUUUGCUGAUUUUAGGUCUUAGUAAGUUAACUGCUGCAAACAGUCAUUUACACAGUAUCAGUACUGCAACAGUGCUGUCUCAAUCAACAGGAAUUGAUGACUCUACGAGUGGUGCUUUGACUGUAACUAAAGUAGUUAAUCUAUUGAAAAAGAAGCAGAAUGGGGAAUUCUAUGUUUCUGCUAAAAUUGUGGUCAUUGAAGGUUCUUUUGGAUGGAUGUACAUCUCUUGCAUGUCACUAGGAUGUAACAGAAAGCUUUAUGAACAAGUAGGUGAUCUGAUUUGUACAACUUGUGAUAAGAAAUAUAAAGAAGGAAUGGUCAAGUAUCGGGUCAAAGUUAUUGUUCUAGAUAAAGGUCUAGGAGAUGUUCCCUUCCUUUUAUGGGAUAGGGAGUGUUCUGAAUUAGUUGUUUCUGACAUUCCAAAAGAAUUGGAAUCAUUAGUUGGUAUGAGAAUGGUAGUUAAGAUAUCAUUAAAAAUGGAGUUCAUGAAGGGAGCAAAUUCAGCCUACACUGUUAUGAGAGUUCUAAGGGAUGAAGCCUUAGUCCUAGCAUACUGUUCUAAACUGAUUAAAGACCAAGACAAGGAUUUGAUAUCAAAAAUGAUAGAUGAGGACGAAGAGGAACAUGAGGAAUCAGAUCAGACUAAACUUUAUUUUAAUAUACAUGAAGCUUCUAAUGGAGACAAUGAGGUCAAUAGUCCAUUAAGUAUACAACAGUCUCAAAGGCUAGACAAUGAACUUGAAGAUUCUAAUGGUGUGAGGAGAUCGCUUUUGGGCCAAUUCUCCUCCUCUUGCAAGAAGGGAAAAACUGUGGCUGUUUAA
Ipomoea nil (Japanese morning glory) is the source of this 1374-nucleotide messenger RNA. RefSeq lists its product as uncharacterized. The coding region runs from base 1 to 1374 and encodes 457 amino acids. The transcript has 10 exons. NCBI's taxonomy places the organism in Eukaryota, Viridiplantae, Streptophyta, Magnoliopsida, Solanales, Convolvulaceae. The record is from RefSeq and is a predicted model, not a curated record.